GGUUCGAUCAGUUGAAAUUGAAAAGCACGUCCUUUUCUCGGCCAUAAGAUGAAAGGAUUGAUUUUUAUACAUCUGAUUUGUUUUGCCCUAGGGGCGAACCAAACUUUGAAGAAUUUGAUAUCGGAUGGACAUUAUGUUCCUCUUAUUGAAGAGCUCUCUGAGGUCAACGCUGGUCAAAAGAUGGUUAUACUCAUUGAUGUUGAAACGAAUUCAUCACUCAGGACUUGUCUUCAAAAUGCCUAUUCCAAUAAAAAUGUCACAUUGUUCUGCAUCCAUUUGCCAAAACGUGAAAUACCGGACAUUGAAUAUCAUAUUGAAACUAUUGGUGAUAACGUUGCAGAAUUGAUUUUCAAUAUGUGCAAGAACAACACAAUAAAUAUCAACAAUUUGGAAUUGGUUUGCAAUGGCAUCGGAUGUGAUGUGGCAGGAAUAGCUGGAAAAAAGUUUACACAACGGAAACUUAAUGAAAAUCAACUAAGAAAAAUUCCAAACAUUAUCGCUUUCAAUCCAACUGGACUAAAUAAAUUCGAGGACUUUGACUUAAAUUCGAAUUUACAACCAGAAGAUGCAGAUAAAGUUGUUGUUUUCCACACCAACGACGCAUUCAGAGGUGAUGGCACGAGAUUAGGAACACUUGAUAUUUUCUUAAAUGGCGACGCUUAUCAACCUAGCUGUGUUUCAGAAGAAAAUGCAGACAAAUGUUCACACCAAUUUGCGUGCGAAUUUUAUGCUGGAUUAUUAACUAAUACUGAUGUAACAAUGAUCGCAUAUGAUUAUGAAAAAUUUGUAGAAGCAAGAGAGGAAGGAGAUAUUCAUAUAGCGCAAGGUGAACAAUUAUCUAGUUUGGACCAACUCUUAAGCAAAACUGGAUCGUAUAUUGUAAAAACUACUCCAAAACGUAUGUUUUCAAUUAAUUAAGUUAGUUAAUUAAUUAGUUAAAGUUUAUAGACCGAGAGCAGAUGGGAAAAGCAAGGGGGGUUGACGUAUAUGAGAUUGGAG
Contarinia nasturtii (swede midge) is the source of this 999-nucleotide messenger RNA. Its product is annotated as lipase member H-like. Lineage: Eukaryota; Metazoa; Arthropoda; Insecta; Diptera; Cecidomyiidae. The transcript has 7 exons. Gene Ontology annotation, molecular function: lipase activity. The record is from RefSeq and is a predicted model, not a curated record. The coding region runs from base 49 to 918 and encodes 289 amino acids.